AGGAGUCAUGGGGACAUGCAUUUUUUUGUUCGUACCUGCAAAAAGCUUAAGGAAGAAGAGGCUGCAAGGCUGUUCUAUCAAAUUGUAUCGGCAGUAGCACAUUGUCACGAUGGAGGAGUUGUACUGAGAGAUCUUAAACUAAGAAAAUUUGUCUUUAACGAUAAGGAAAGGACUAGAGUAAAACUGGAAAGUUUGGAGGAUGCAUAUAUUCUAGCAGGGACUGAUGACUCUCUCUCUGACAAGCAUGGAUGCCCAGCCUAUGUUAGUCUGGAAAUCUUGUAUACAAAUGGCAGCUACUCUGGCAAAGCUGUAUGGAGUCUAGUGGUGAUGCUUUACAACAUGCUGGUAGGUCUCUACCCAUUUCAUGACAUUGAGCCUAGUUCUUUGUUCAGAAAGAUCCGUCGUGGACAGUUUAACAUUUCAGAGACAUUAUCCCCCAAAGUGAAAUGCCUCAUACGUAGUAUACUUCGUAGAGAGCCAACAGAAAGGCUGAUAUCUCAAGAAAUUCUGGACCAUCCAUGGUUUUCAACAGAUUUCAAUGCUUUGAGUUCAGGACAUGGUGCUAAGGAAAUGCCGUAUCAACUGGUUCCUGAUGUGAACAUAGAUGAGGGUACGGACCCUUUUUUUAAAGGGACACUUUUCACAAAGAGGAAGAAGAGCAUUAUGGGAGGGAUAAAGGAAAGCAUUUCAACUGCCCCAGAUAUUAUGGGAUUGCUAUGGGUUGGAGGUCUCCUUGCUAUCCCUUCAUAUCUUCCCCCAUCAGGGCAAAUUUCUCGACUCCACCCAUCAUACAACCUGGCUUCGACCAUGCCCACCCAUGGCACAUCUGUGCCACCCCCUCCUCUUGUGGUCCUGUAA
Molecule: messenger RNA, 858 nt
Organism: Bombina bombina (fire-bellied toad)
Lineage: Eukaryota; Metazoa; Chordata; Amphibia; Anura; Bombinatoridae
Product: tribbles homolog 2-like
Exons: 2
Coding region: 16-858 (280 amino acids)
Biological process (GO): positive regulation of proteasomal ubiquitin-dependent protein catabolic process; protein phosphorylation; regulation of MAP kinase activity
Cellular component (GO): nucleus
Molecular function (GO): protein kinase activity; mitogen-activated protein kinase kinase binding; ATP binding
Source: RefSeq, a predicted model, not a curated record